AUGUCGACUACUGGGGUGCUGAGCCUGCUCGACCGACCCAAGUCCGACCAAUCAUUAGCCCGGGCAGUCAGCAUCAUAAUCAAGUCACCUGCACCCUUCACCAUUCUCCCCUUUGAUGUCUAUGCAAAAUUUCGAUACAACGAUCCCGGAUUGACGUUUGAACACAUACAGAGCAUCGAACAUCUUGCUUGCUUUGGGUGGCCCAUGGUGAACGGGGCGAACUCGUUGGCCGGCUUCUUCUUACGUUGGGAUGCGGCAAUACAUCAGUUAAUGUUGGAUAAGAAAAAUCUUUCGAUGCCAAUUGCUCAAGAUAAUAAGCAGGCUAUCUGUUCUCGACCUGUGCUUCUGUUGGACUUCUUGGUUGCCCUUCUACAGCCUGAUAGUCGCGUUGGAGGAGAGACUUUUGAAGAGGCGUUCAAAGACGGAUACGUGUGCUUCACCUACUUUGGAUGUGCUGGAUCUCCUGAUGCCAUCAAUUCUGGCUCAGCUUUUGCAGUGUUCAUCCAUGACAUCGCAUGGCAGUGCUCGUCUGGACAUCCCAUCAUCGACAUCUUCCUUCUUCUCAUUGUCCCCAAAGACUUGGCUGCACAUCGAGGCUUUAACGUCGACCAACUGCCGCUAGAGAAAUUUCACCACUCAGGGAUCUUUGUCUCAAUCAAGGACAAGGACGAGGAUGUUGAUGUGCCUUAUGUUGCCAUCUUGAUGCAACUUGGUAUCAUCGGGAAGCGUCCGAAGACACCAGCACCUCUAGAACCAUCCACGACACCGACGGAUCGAGGAUCAUCGACUGAAACAACAGACACCCCGUCGAGAGUCACUUCCCACCCUAAGAGUCAGCCCGAGAGGAAGGCCAAAAAGGCUAGCGAGGCACACCCCCGGUAUACGAUCGUAAUAUCUGGUUGUUCACCCUCAGUCUACAAAGAUGCUAGCUUCCAGGGGGAUAAUCUACGAUCUCUUCGUCUUCUCAAAAAUAUGAAGCCGUUUUUGAGCCUUGGUCCAGAGUACUCUGAUUGGGCUCCUGGUCUCCCCGGUGUUGGCGUCGCCCAGAACCUAGAGAUGCAUUUGACACUAGAGAUCACUUAUGCUUUGCACCGUUCCUCUGUGUCUUAUGCUAUUGUGUUAACCGGCUGCGACAUGGGCAAUCCUAGCAUUCUUGAACAAUACCCUUCUCCACCUCUGUCGCAUAGCGAUCGCAGUAGCGCUUGUGCUGCUCGUCGGCUGUUGUACGUUUUGGCAUGCGAUCGGGACGGCAUAAGCCCCAUCAAGGCAGUGACACUCCGUGGACUCCUUGCCUCAUGUACUGCGUCGCAAAAUAUGUCCAAGAUGAAAACGGCGAUCACGCUUGCAGAAUUUUUCUUUGUUCUACUUCCAUAUACCACUCACAGGAACGAUGAAUUCGAACUCUUGUGCCAUCCCGACGACAAGAUUCAGUACGGAACACCGAGCGUAGAGGCCGGGGCCUCGUCAUAUAACGCGCUCUCUCCUCAAUCACCACCUUACGGCCACCCAGCUUUACUGGGGAAGCCUCUGGAAAAGGCCUCGAAUCAUCCCUGCGAACACCCUGAGUACCCAAUGGAUGCGGAUGCAGUACUUGACUCCAAACAUAUUAUUGAUGAAGUGCAAAACAUCCUUCAUUUAUUUUCUCAGCACGAGGGAAACAGUCCUGUGACUCGGAGCAUCUCUUCGGGACCGUCAAAGUUCCCAUACAUGUGUAGUGUCGAAGUCUUCCGAAAGCCCCCAACACGACAUUUGCCAUCAGGAAGAGCGUUCCUGGUUGUAAGACAAGUGCAAGACGCAGAAAUUCAGAGCCAAAGGGCUUGCAACGGCGCCGAGCGUGGUAUUGACGAAAGCUGCUUAGCGUCUGCCAAAUUCAAGGCUUCAAAGGAUCAGGAAGAGCACGAGAAAGCGGGCAGUGUACCGAGCAGUUACUGA
This is a messenger RNA of Guyanagaster necrorhizus, 1932 nucleotides long. RefSeq lists its product as uncharacterized. The record is from RefSeq and is a predicted model, not a curated record. Lineage: Eukaryota; Fungi; Basidiomycota; Agaricomycetes; Agaricales; Physalacriaceae. The coding region runs from base 1 to 1932 and encodes 643 amino acids. The transcript has 12 exons.